UAUACUAAUCUAGUAAGUAGUAACUAUAGUUUAGUAGUCACAACAGAACAGGCUUGCUAGUAGUUACUGCUUGCUAUUUACUUGUACUUAGCAGUUAAUUGUAUAGGUAUUGUUAAACGUUGUAAGGUUAAUUAUAAUCGACCGGAGGCAUCCUCUUACUUUGUAUCAAAUAUUGUAGUUUUCGAAAAUUGGAUGUCUUAGUUAUUCAUAAUCUUUUCUCAUUGUUCUAUUUGUAAUAAUAUAAUAAGAGUGUGGCCAGUUUUGGUUUUAAUUUCGUCUCAGUAAAUGUGGUUUAAAAAUUAUUCAAUCGACAAUUCAGUAACUCUUUGAAUACUCCUUCUACAUACAAGUAUUGGAUAUAGUAUACAGAAUACACAUUUUCAAAUAAAGUGUCAUAACCGUGAUAUCAAAUUGCUUGACCAAUGGCGGACUCAAGAUGCUGUUUCGGGUGUUCGAACGUGCGCAAGGGAGCGUGGGUGAUAUCAAUUUUUGACAUGUUAAUUUGUAUAAUACUCACGAUACGAGCUAUUUCUACGCUAAGCAUCACACCAUAUUCGCAUUCAUUCAAAGUAAAAUCGAAUUCUCAGUAUGAUGACUCAAUUUCCUAUGAUCACCGUUCUCAACUAUUGGAAAAAGAUUUCAACCUAUUUAGCCAAUUAUUUAUUAUUUUUUUAUUUUUUUAUGUGAACUUGAAUCUAAAGAAAGCAACUUUUAUACGUAAUGCUCAAAGUAUUAAUCAGUGGUUGGUGAUAAACUUAAUAUUUUUUGUAUUCUUUGCUCUCUUUAUUGGUUUUACUGCAAUCAAAAAUGCAUCACCAGAUAUAAUUCCUAUUGGAGUCCCUGUAAGCAUUGUUGUAGUGUACCAGAUUUAUGUGGUGAAAUGUUUUUACGAUGAUGAAAUAAAUUUCAUACCUCCACCUACAUUGCAUGCCACACCGUAUGUGACCAUAACCAGUCAGACUUUGCAGAACCCAGUUUAUCCCGUGCAAGCUGGACCUUACGUUAUUCAACAAGUACAUCAACCUAUUACACAAACUCCUUAUCCUCAGCAAACGUACCAGUAUCAGCCACAACAGCAAACUCCUUCUCAGUCUCAUGUGGCUAUGCCUAUACCAAGCCAACAAAGCAUCCAGGAGUAUUGUAACCCACCACCAUAUUCGCCAAGUUAUAAUACUCAAGAAGGUCCUUCAGCCAAACAAUAAUUGUAUAUUCAAAUUAUUCAAUUUAUUAUCUUAUACAAUUAAUACUUUUUUUUUAUUAUUUUGAUAUAAAAUACAUACAUUUCUGAUUAUCUUGUAUGUGUUAUGUUUUAAAAAGUACAAAAUUAUAUAUUGUAUACAAUAUUAUUA
Aphis gossypii (cotton aphid) is the source of this 1349-nucleotide messenger RNA. RefSeq lists its product as uncharacterized. The coding region runs from base 423 to 1202 and encodes 259 amino acids. The record is from RefSeq and is a predicted model, not a curated record. Lineage: Eukaryota; Metazoa; Arthropoda; Insecta; Hemiptera; Aphididae. The transcript has 7 exons.